AUGGCUGCACCUCUAGCAGGUGUAAGUCCAUUGUUUGCUGUAUUCUUUGCUGGAUGCGCAGUUGGUAAACAUCUGCAGACAACACAUCCCGACCAAGAGAUGACAUUCAUUCAGAAUAUGAACAGUGGAGCAUUGGCUGGUGUGUUCACGACUAUCGUGAUGACACCUGGAGAGCGCAUCAAGUGCCUUUUACAGGUGCAAUCUAGCGGACAUCACACUGGUGUGCACUACAAUGGCCCAAUGGAUGUUGUGAAGAAAUUGUACAAACAAGGAGGUCUAGCUAGUCUUUACAGAGGAACUGCUGCCACUUUACUUCGAGAUAUACCAGCCAGCGCGGCUUACCUCUCGGUUUACGAAUUUCUCAAGAAGAAGUUCUCUGGAGAAGGUAGGCAGCGCACGCUGUCUCCCGCUGCCACACUUAUGGCUGGUGGUCUUGCGGGAAUUGCUAAUUGGUUAGUUUCCUUUUUGCAUAGUCAUUGA
Molecule: messenger RNA, 480 nt
Organism: Cylicostephanus goldi
Lineage: Eukaryota; Metazoa; Nematoda; Chromadorea; Rhabditida; Strongylidae
Source: the annotation of a GenBank genome assembly